Alternaria atra is the source of this 1575-nucleotide messenger RNA. RefSeq lists its product as uncharacterized. The record is from RefSeq and is a predicted model, not a curated record. The transcript has 3 exons. NCBI's taxonomy places the organism in Eukaryota, Fungi, Ascomycota, Dothideomycetes, Pleosporales, Pleosporaceae. The coding region runs from base 1 to 1575 and encodes 524 amino acids.
AUGACGCUCCGCGACACAUACACCAGGUUCCUGGCGACGCCGUCUUCGGGUGCGCUGGCGGACAAUGCUUCUCUUCACUAUGUCACCACCACGACCAGCAUCAACGACGCGACAGCCAUCAUCAAGCACCUGUCUGCUCAGGAGAAGCUACUGAAAAAGACCAAGGAGAAGGUGCUCAACGCGAUCGAGAGCAGCAAUGGCCUCAGUGUGGAUGUAGAGACGACCCUUGAAUUCACCAACGGCGGCGGCGCAUACCUGCCAGGCCUUGACGACAACUUUGUCACAGACCGGACGGUGACGUUCCCUAUGGUCCACAUGGUCCACUUUGACAAGUCAGGAAAGAUCACACAGAUCCGCCAGUACUGGGACCAGGGCUCUCUCCUGAAGCAAAUCGACGUCAUUGGCGCGCGCUCUCGCAACUGGCCCAUUCGCGACAGCAGCGAACAGAUUCGCUUGAUCGCAUCCAAUGCGGCAGCUGCACAGCCAGAGUCGACCGCUCCGUCGCGCCCAUCGACGUCGGCCUCCCGUGGCGUAGAUGAGGUCUCUAUCAGCGACCGUUCGAGGAGAUCAACAAACAAUGCCAUGAACGACCCGCACGCAUCGCUAUCGCUGUUUGCGCCUCGCGAGGUAGACCAAGAGGAGUCCCACAGCUCUGGGCCGUCAGCCCCGCGCGCACAGUCUGCGAAGCCUCCUCCACGCGAGUACUCUGAGCUGUUCGCUGGCGCCGAUGUUGGCUCACCAUCGCCAUCGCCCCAGAGGAUCCCAGCCAAGGCCGGCAGCGGAAAGAACUACAAGGAGAACCGUUUGUUCGAGGAGGGCGAGGACGAGCACCCAGUCGCCCCUAUGAGCAUCAAGACUAGCUCCAAGAAGUACGAUCACUUCACUUUCGGUGAAGGCGAGGAGACGCCAAAGGUACGAGACACUUCACGACCGUCCAAGCACGACCAGAACCGCAACAGGAACGAUGCGCAUUGGGACUUUGACGACUUCGCCACCCCGAACAAGUCGAAGCCCAAGACGCUCCCCAGUGCGGUUCGACACUUUGGCUGGAGCGACGACGAGGUUGGUCCAUUCUAUCAGCCAGAGACACAGGACACCUCCCCCGUCCGCCGCCCAAUCGUCCACAAGGCUCGUCCUGACCAAGACGCCCACUUCGAUUUCGACGACAACGGCACCCCCGAAGCCCAGCGCGGAGCCGCACCCACUAAGGGCGGACGCAGCAACAAAGGCCAGGGCCUCUAUGAAGACCACGUCACCGACAAGAACGACAACGACGACGGAGCUGCCACACGCGCCCUCAACGACAUCACAAAGAACAAGAACCAAGCCCGCAGCUCCAUGAAAACACACUGGGGCGUCGAUGCCGACUCUCCCGAUAGCCGUGGCAUAAACAUUGCUGGCAACGGCAUGGGUGGGCGCAAGGGCACUGAGUGGUCCUUGUUCGAAGAGAGCCCUCCUGUGAAGAAGGAGAACAAUGGUGGAUUUAGUAGUAACGCGAGGGGUACUGCGAUCAAGACUGAGGGCGAUGGUAUGGGUGGGAGGAAGGGUGCGGACAAGAGUUUCUGGGACUUUUAG